AUGUCCAACGCUCUAGAACAAUCCUUGGAUGAUAUAAUCGGGGACCAGCAAAAGGCCCGGAGAAACGAGCACCAGAUUCUCAAGAGUGCUGAUGGCAGACCGAUGUUGAGAUUGAAGAACGUCCAUCCAGACUUGAAUGGUGAGGAUCUUUCCAACUUAUUUUUCAGCGUUGCUCCAGUUGACUUUAUCAAAUUUGACCCAAGAGAUGAAGCUGUUGCAUACGUUUGCUUCCAGCUGAACUUCAGUGAUAACAAUGCCAAAGCUGUGCAGAAGUUCGAUGGCAGAAAGGCCAUGGGCCAAACUUUGGUGGUUGAAAACGCCAUCUCUUUGGCAGACAGAAUAGCCCCACAGUCCAAUCCUAGAAGAAACCACGUUGGAAGAAAUGCAAGAGACGCUGCAAGAAUUGCGGAGAGAGAGCGUGAUGAUGCACCAAAAGCCAGAGAAGCACACAGAGCAAGAACAAGAGAGAAGAAGCCCAGACAACCCAGAAAACCAAGACCUGCUGCAAAGACUGCCGAGGAUUUGGAUGCUGAAUUGUCUGCUUACAUGAGCACUGAUCAGCAAAACGGUAAUAACGGCGCUGAUUCCGGCGCCUUUGCUGCCCAGGAUAACGGCGAAGCCAUGUUGGAUUAA
Candidozyma haemuli is the source of this 633-nucleotide messenger RNA. RefSeq lists its product as uncharacterized. Lineage: Eukaryota; Fungi; Ascomycota; Pichiomycetes; Serinales; Metschnikowiaceae. Bases 1 to 633 code for a protein of 210 amino acids. The record is from RefSeq and is a predicted model, not a curated record. The transcript is spliced from 2 exons. Gene Ontology annotation, molecular function: nucleic acid binding.